Maniola jurtina (meadow brown) is the source of this 1319-nucleotide messenger RNA. RefSeq names its product pancreatic triacylglycerol lipase-like. Gene Ontology annotation, molecular function: lipase activity. The record is from RefSeq and is a predicted model, not a curated record. NCBI's taxonomy places the organism in Eukaryota, Metazoa, Arthropoda, Insecta, Lepidoptera, Nymphalidae. The coding region runs from base 234 to 1241 and encodes 335 amino acids. The transcript has 9 exons.
GAUACUAAAUAAACAUCUGGGGAAAUUAAUUCAGUAAAUUAAAAAAAAAUAGCCUUGAAGUGCAGAUACACCCUAUAACAAAAUAGGUACUUCCCUAAAUAAGUAGUAGGUAUUUUAAAAAAAAGUUAGCUAUUUAAUAUAUAUUAACAUACUUAUACCUACAGUGAAAUAAGUUAUGCAGUUAAGCUGGACUUUUUAAGUAAUAAAUUACAAGUUAGAACUCCUGAGUGAAAAUGUUGGAAGUGAACUUCAGAUUUUGUCUUUUUAUAGCAGUUCUUACAGUAAGUGCCGAAUGUCACGGAGGUCCAUCCUUGCCGUUAUCCAAAGACAGCUUUCAACUGAUUCAGCGAAUUUUUAUACCAACGCCUAGAGGACGAAAAGCUGAAUUGAGUGAUAUCAGAUUAAAAUAUUAUAGGGAUAGUGUAAAAAAUCACACAUCCUACCGAAUGCAGAAUUCUGUUUUACUGUUAUCAGAUCCUACUUUUGAGCGGCAGAAGCCUACAGUGAUUUACGUCGGUGGAUAUCUAGAAGUUACCAGCGAUUCCAGUGGUGCUACGUUACUGGAGGCAUAUAUCAAGAACGGUGGAUUCAACAUACUCAUCCUGGAUUGGUCGAACCUUGCUUUCGGGGAUUAUAUCAGCGUCUUGUAUAAUAUUAAGCCGGUGGGAAACGAAGCCGGCAAAGCGAUAUUGAAGCUUCUAAAACAGGGAUUAAAUAUACAAGGUUUACAUGUCGUGGGACAUUCUAUGGGAGCUCAUGUUGCAGCCGUUAUCGCGAGGUUUCUGAAGGCUAGAGGAUAUACUGUACCAAGGUUAACGGUUUUGGAUGCGGCGUACCCUGGCUUCUAUCCCCCGAUACAGACUGUGCCCAUCAACCCGGAAGACGCAGACUUUGUGGACGUCAUCCACACUGAUGGCGGAUGGUUCGGUGCCUCGACCAGUAUUGGCCAUGUUGACUUUUGGCCCAACGAUGGCACGGCCAAGCAGCCUGGAUGUUUGCCCUUCACCUUGCCGUUGACAGUUGAAAAUUUCUGUAACCACUGGCGUUCAUACUGGGCUGAGUCAGUCAAUGCAGACAACUUUGUAGCUCGAAAAUGUGAUAACUACGACGAUUUUCUGCGAGGGAAUUGUUAUGGAACUGCUUCUAUGGGGCUCGCUGCUACGCCAGACUUACGUGGAAACUACUAUUUAAGAACGGCAACCCAGGAGCCUUUUGCUUUAGGAGAACGAGGAGCUAUAUAAACCUUGUUUAAAAUCUCCGAAUCACCGGACUGGAAGGAAUAAACUGUUGUUAUUAAAUAAUAAUAGGCAACAUUUUUG